CUCUAUUAUCGACCGGGUGGACCGCAGAAGAAAAGACAGCCUUUGUUUCUUUUUUCUCUUCUUCAGCCGAAACCAACCACCAGUUGGGGCUUGACUAGGAGAUGUGGCCGGAACACCGGAGCUGAAUCCAGCUUGGUGAUAAUGUCUGGAUGCUCCCGUGCUUCUGGUCGUGGAAUCGCAAGACGACGCACGGGGUGACGGCCUGGAAGACCGCUUUGGGUUCGGAAUUCACUGCUUCAUGUCCACCAUUCGCUUCUUGUUAUGUACUUUUGCCUACGCUAUACCUUGUUCCCGUCCGAUUUCCUAUUCCCCGUUGUGGCCUGGUACUCCUACUUUUUAUUUCGUCUUCGGUACACUUUUUAUUUUUUUUUGCCUCUUUUACACCAUUUUAGUGAGAUCACCCACCCCUGACCAUCUUUUUAUUUUCUGGACGUUUUUCCUUGUUCCUCUGCUGUUUCUGUGCGCUAGUUGUCAAUCUGAAGUGUUAUUGAAGAGCGAACGAUACGAUAAUGGAAGCGGGAGGUGUAUGAGCGAAGAAAGCAAGACGAAGCUGGAGGUGCUUCGGGCGGUUGUGAUGUAUUGUUCCAUGGCCAUCUGGGUGCGACAGCAGCAGAGCUCAUUCGACGAAAGGCGUAUUCAGUAAGAAGCGUGUAGGGUGGAUAUAUGCCUACUGUGACAUAGUAAUUUCAAUCCAAAACAAUCGAGCAGUAUCCAGCUCAACACCGAGAAAUGUGGGUGGGGCAGCUUUGUCGCUCACGAUGAAUCUCCAAUUCUA
Aspergillus piperis CBS 112811 is the source of this 775-nucleotide messenger RNA. RefSeq lists its product as uncharacterized. The record is from RefSeq and is a predicted model, not a curated record. Bases 239 to 643 code for a protein of 134 amino acids. The transcript has a single exon. NCBI's taxonomy places the organism in Eukaryota, Fungi, Ascomycota, Eurotiomycetes, Eurotiales, Aspergillaceae.